UUAUAAAAUGAUUAAAAUAGUAUUUUUUAUGUUAUUUCUGCUUACUUUGGUUUGCGUGAACAACUGUCAACUUACGUCGUAUAAUCCAGCUGGACAACCGGCGUUUGGAGCUCCAUUUGACGAAGUGGUGGUGGAGUCUUCGUUGGUGGUUAGGCCGAAGAACAGCGGAAGACAAUCCCGCACGCGUCAACGCAGCGAGAACAUCGACGCGUCGCCGAGAGUCGCAUUGCCGCCGCCACUACCCGCAAGAACCAAGCGGCAUCAGGCGCCAAUUCACCUCGGCAGUUAUGUCUUUGAGCAAAGUCAAGGCCUGGGAUCGUCGUUUACUUAAGAUGAUAUCAGCAAAAGGGCGCGGAACAACGACUCAAUUUAGUUAAACAACGAAUCAGCAU
This is a messenger RNA of Ctenocephalides felis (cat flea), 392 nucleotides long. RefSeq lists its product as uncharacterized. The transcript is spliced from 3 exons. The coding region runs from base 8 to 331 and encodes 107 amino acids. Lineage: Eukaryota; Metazoa; Arthropoda; Insecta; Siphonaptera; Pulicidae. The record is from RefSeq and is a predicted model, not a curated record.